AGCUCAUAUUCUUUGGGACUUUGAAGGAUAUAGACGGGCACUUCCUCCCUCACAGCUGUCUCUCCCCUGCUGUCGCCCCACAGAGGGUGGGAUGGAAUGGGGUGGGGUCCCAUGACCUUUUGUCCAUUUGGAAAGUGAAUUUGGAGAUCCUUUUCAAGGACGGGAGCAAUCAGAGAUGACCACAAGUCCCAAUCUGUAAGGAAAUACCAGUUAGAGAAAGAUAUACAGCAAAAAACCCACUGUGGUACAUUAAAGAUUUCAAUCAGCAUACUUUACAUCACAGGUACAAAUAUGUGCUUGUGACCAUCAGAAAGGAGCGAGGGGCUAGGAGGACCUAAGCAAGGAAUGCUUCAAGAGGAACGUUGGGUGAGAUCCAUCUCCAAACCUGUGUGUGAGACCCCAUCAGCAGAGGACAUUUGUGGCAAGGAGGAGGAGGAGGAGGAAGAGGAGGAGGAGGAGGAGGAAUCAGGAUGUGUGUUCUUGCCUUCUGCCUCCUUUGCUGUCUCUCCAUCUCUGAUCCCCACCCUGGUGUCCCUGUCUCCUCUCUGCCUCUCUCUCUCUCUCUCAAGAUCCCUCUGUCGCUGCCUCUUCUCUCUCCCAGUCCGCUCUGAUCCAAAUGUCCCUUCACGUUUGCUCAGGAACAAGACACUCCUCCAAGUGCCCAGGCAGGAGUCGGUGUUGGGGGCUGGUGGCCUGGCCCAAGUCCUGCGGGGAGCAGGCCCCAUGGUGGGAAGAAUGUUUCUCCCUGCCCCGAUCUCUGGACCCUCCCUCUGUGAGUACAGCCUGAGGACAAAGAUGAUGCUCCACCCCAGCCUCCUACUCCACCCCUCAAGCCUUCCCCUCCUUGUCAUCCAAAGAAAAGCCCACCACUUUGGGGGACCAGCCUCAGAGGAAGCCUCAGUCAGCCUCCCUUGUGAAGAUCCCCAAGGUGGAGCUGAGGCUUCCUCCCAAGGCCAGGCCCCAGGCCUCCCCUAAAGGAUCCAACACCUUCCAGGCCCAGCAACAGCUGACCCCAAUGACAAUUUGGCCUCCGAUUAUUAUCAAAACCCCCUCCAAGAGCUUGCCUCUCAAAGGGCAACAUGCAUCCUCCGCCAAGGAGGCCUCUCGCUCCCCGGGUGCAUGUGACAACCCCUUACCCCACCUUUCUUCAAAAUAAAUAUUUUUGUUAGAUCAGCAA
Molecule: messenger RNA, 1177 nt
Organism: Macaca mulatta (Rhesus monkey)
Lineage: Eukaryota; Metazoa; Chordata; Mammalia; Primates; Cercopithecidae
Source: RefSeq, a predicted model, not a curated record